Leptomonas pyrrhocoris is the source of this 666-nucleotide messenger RNA. Its product is annotated as unspecified product. The coding region runs from base 1 to 666 and encodes 221 amino acids. NCBI's taxonomy places the organism in Eukaryota, Euglenozoa, Kinetoplastea, Trypanosomatida, Trypanosomatidae. The transcript has a single exon. The record is from RefSeq and is a predicted model, not a curated record.
AUGUACUUCGUCCUUUUUUUUUUAACAACGCCGCGGUACUCUCUCUCUCGCUUGAGGUUGAAGGAGAACUCUUUUCAGUUCAUCCACGGGACUUCGUUGACUUUCCACGAUGCGGACACACGCCAGCUGUUCGUGAAUUUGAAUGGCAGAGCAGCCGUGAGUCAAAUCACUUGUAUGACGUGCCCAAUCGCACCCCGAGCGCAGAAGCGCGCCACAGCUGCUUUCUUGACCCCGCGUUUUUUUUUUCUUCUUACCCCUUCCACUUUCCAUACCCUUCGCCUACCCGUGUUUCUGGUGCCUCAAACAAACGUCUACCUUCACCACGCACGUCGUGCAACGACGCAUGGGAAGAAGCGCUUUUCACACUCAUACACAUCUACGCCUACGCAGCGUAGAAGCGGCGGGACGAUGCUAUUUCGCACCACCGCAGUGAACUGGAUGGCCUUCCGUCCCACUCCAAUGAACUGGAUGCUGUUUAGGCCCACCAAUGUGAACUGCAUUGCUCAUUGGUUCUGCGGACACAAGUAUCGACACCGUUUCAUACGCGACAAGCGCUUCCAUCCCUCGCACCAGGCCGCCGCUGACGCGCGCAAUCGGUUUAGCAAACGAAAGCACUUCAAAACAAAUCGUUGGAACUACACGCAGGCUUACAAGGACAUGCCGUAA